UUUACCUCAUUGUACUCUUGAGAGCAAGAUGGGUUACCAGCAGCUCUACUGGAGCCACCCACAAAAAUUCAGCCAGGGUUCUUGCUCUUGUCAUAUCUGCUCAAACCAGCACAGUCUGAUCUGGAAAUAUGGCCUCAAUAUAUACCACCAGCCUUUCCAGCAGUACACAAAGGAUAUAUGUUUCAUUAAACUAGACUAAGUGAUCGCUUUUGAAUGGAUUAUCCAAGGCAUGCACCCAAUUAA
This is a messenger RNA of Piliocolobus tephrosceles (Ugandan red Colobus), 243 nucleotides long. Its product is annotated as 40S ribosomal protein S29-like. Gene Ontology annotation, molecular function: zinc ion binding; structural constituent of ribosome. Lineage: Eukaryota; Metazoa; Chordata; Mammalia; Primates; Cercopithecidae. The record is from RefSeq and is a predicted model, not a curated record. Gene Ontology annotation, cellular component: cytosolic small ribosomal subunit. Gene Ontology annotation, biological process: cytoplasmic translation. Bases 29 to 199 code for a protein of 56 amino acids. The transcript has 2 exons.